Scaptodrosophila lebanonensis is the source of this 1363-nucleotide messenger RNA. Its product is annotated as transcription factor Ouib. The transcript is spliced from 4 exons. The record is from RefSeq and is a predicted model, not a curated record. The coding region runs from base 20 to 1312 and encodes 430 amino acids. Lineage: Eukaryota; Metazoa; Arthropoda; Insecta; Diptera; Drosophilidae. Gene Ontology annotation, cellular component: nucleus. Gene Ontology annotation, molecular function: zinc ion binding.
GCAAAGUUGUUUACGAAAUAUGUCCAGUUUGUGCAGAUUAUGCCGUCAAAAUCUGGAAGUCGAGGCAGCUCUGAAUCUAUUCGAGCCAGCUAACGCAAAACUUCUAAUUGAAAUAGAAUUGCUAACAAGGUUGACGCUGACGUACGAUAAAUACUUGCCUAAAUACAUAUGCGUGAGCUGCAGGCAAGAUUUACAGACUGCUACAGAUUUCCGAAGGGUUUGCUUAGAGACGCAGGACUAUUUUGAUCAGAACCCACACGUGAAUAACAAAGUCAAAUAUCAAGUAAACAUCAAAAAAGAAGAAAAGUUAAUUUAUAGUGAAGACGAUGGCGAUGCUGAUGCUCAAUCACAGUGUUCUAGUGAGGACUUCUUGCGGAGUGACGAAGAAGCCUUUGUCGAAGAUGUCGAAGAGGAGCCUAUAAAUAGAGAUUCAUUAUCCGAAACCGAUGACGAUGACGAGCAAUCAGCGGUAGGAAACGACGAAAUUGUAGCUUGGCAAUAUAUGUGUAACGAGUGUGGGCAAAAUUUUCCCACCAAGGAGAAAGUAAAUGGCCAUCUUGCAAAGGCUCACCGGAUUUACAACUACGAGUGCGAAGAGUGUGGUCUAACAUUUGGAAGUAAUUUCAAGUUGAAAUCCCACAACCGUGAGCUCCACGACGUGCAACAGAAAUAUAUUUGUGAUCAUUGCGGAAAAAAUUUCAAGUUCACGGGUCCAUUGAAUGCACACUUGAAGAGCAUUGGUGCGCCUUUUAAAUACCAAUGCACAUAUUGUGACGAGAAAUUUUAUAUUCAGGACAUGCUUACCUAUCACUGCCGCAGAUUUCACAAAGACAAGCAAACCCAGGAGAGGCACAUCUGUCAUGUGUGUGGGGCGGAGUUAGCAACGUCUUAUAAUCUGUCGGUUCAUUUAAAACGUCACACAGGCGAUAAGUCACAUAAAUGCCAGCAAUGUCCCUAUUCCUGUAGGACGGCGGCGGCCUUGAGAUGUCAUCAGCGUAUCCACGACGAUGUGUAUCCGUAUUCAUGUCGGUAUUCAUGUGGCAAGCUAUUUCGGAAUUGCAGCACUCGCAGCGCCCACGAAAGAGUUCAUAUGGGGACGGGACUGCGCCCAUACAAAUGCGAUUAUUGUACUCAGCGCUUUGUUACCAAAUUUGACUGCAAAUACCAUCAAAGAAUACAUACGAUGAACCGCAAUUAUAGCUGCGAUAUUUGUGAUCAACAUUUUAAAUUAAAAAAACAUCUCAACACACAUCUUUUGACCAAAAGGCACAAAAAGCAAGAGAGCGAAGUCAAAGAGAACGAAAUCAAAUAGAACUAAAAAUAAUACUCGUAAUUUGAAAUAAAUGUUUCCUUAGGCAUUUUA